Tachysurus vachellii is the source of this 975-nucleotide messenger RNA. RefSeq names its product lipoyl(octanoyl) transferase 2 (gene lipt2). The record is from RefSeq and is a predicted model, not a curated record. The coding region runs from base 211 to 882 and encodes 223 amino acids. Gene Ontology annotation, cellular component: mitochondrion. NCBI's taxonomy places the organism in Eukaryota, Metazoa, Chordata, Actinopteri, Siluriformes, Bagridae. The transcript is spliced from 4 exons. Gene Ontology annotation, molecular function: lipoyl(octanoyl) transferase activity. Gene Ontology annotation, biological process: protein lipoylation.
GGAAGAUGUGCAAGCAAACAUUAUUUCUUCAGCAUAAAUUUCGAUUUCAUCAGCGCACAUUCGACAGUAUGAAUAAAUCUGUGGAAUAACAGUACUGAGCUGAGCUCUUUGGCCAAAAUGGCGAUGCAGCAGUAACAUUAACAACAAACUGAAUCUCUCACAACGACAUGAAGACAGCCGAAGGUGCAAGCCUGCAAUUUUAAUAUCAAGAUGUCACCUGGAAAGACCUCAGUCAACAUUGUGAACUUGGGGAAAGUGGCUUACCAAAGUGCUCUACAGAUACAGCAGCAAUAUGUUAGACGACAUUUUGAUUCUUCAAUCCAAACUCCAAACACGGUUCUCUUGUGUGAACACGAUCCUGUUUACACCACUGGCAUUCGUAGAGCGCUGUACCCUGCUGAAGAAGAGCAAAAACUGAGAGAUCUGGGUGCAGAUUUCUUUCGGACGAACCGCGGAGGCCUUAUCACUUUUCACGGGCCAGGGCAGAUGGUGUGUUAUCCUAUUUUAAACCUGGGCUGCUUUAAGAAGAGUGUGAGGUGGUAUGUGUGUGAACUGGAAAAGACAGUUAUUAAGAUGUGUGGCAAGUUCGGAAUUACAGCCUCCACCUCUCCGGAUACUGGUGUCUGGGUUGGAAACAACAAAAUAUGUGCAAUUGGUAUCCACUGUGGUAGAUACAUCACUUCUCAUGGUUUGGGACUCAACUGCAACACUGACAUGAGCUGGUUUGACCACAUUGUGCCCUGUGGUAUUAUGGGAAAAGGAGUCACUUCACUCAGCCUUGAGCUCGGCCGGGACGUCACCAUCGAAGAGGCAGCUCCAGUGUUACUACAGGCUUUUAGUGAACAGUUCAACUGCAUGCUGAGUAAAGCUGAGUCUCUAUAAAACCACUAAAUGUCUUUGCACUUUAAACUGAUAAAUGCUGUGGGACCCUUCCGCGAAGGGUAACCCUAAUAAAACUUUACAAAACCUGUGAAA